Sebastes umbrosus (honeycomb rockfish) is the source of this 1554-nucleotide messenger RNA. RefSeq names its product distal-less homeobox 3b (gene dlx3b). The transcript is spliced from 3 exons. Bases 166 to 1017 code for a protein of 283 amino acids. Gene Ontology annotation, biological process: embryo development; epithelial cell differentiation; regulation of transcription by RNA polymerase II. Gene Ontology annotation, molecular function: RNA polymerase II cis-regulatory region sequence-specific DNA binding; DNA-binding transcription factor activity, RNA polymerase II-specific. Lineage: Eukaryota; Metazoa; Chordata; Actinopteri; Perciformes; Sebastidae. The record is from RefSeq and is a predicted model, not a curated record.
UGAGCGAUGCCACAACCAAGUUACUGCAGCUAGGAGACUUUCAGUGGACUAUAAGCUCUCUCAAAGCGCGCAUAUAUCACUUUUUUUUUAGUGCGCUUUUUUUGCUUUUACGCACUCCAAAAAAAACAACAACCCUUCUUUUCCUCUGGAGGUGCUGCUUCCACGAUGAGCGCCGGACAGACGUAUGAAAAGAAGAUUGCGAGUAUUUUGACCGACCUGCCAGGAUCUAUGAGUUGCCACCCGAGCUCCAAGGAUUCCCCAACCCUCCCGGAGUCCUCUGUGACGGACAUGGGCUACUACAGCGGACAGACUGGACCCAGCCAUCACGAGUAUUACCACCAGAGUCAAGCAGCGUACGGACAGCAAAUGAACUCUUACCACCACCACCAGUUUAAUCUGAACGGAAUGGGAGCAGCUGGAGCGUACGCGACCAAAUCUGAAUACCCCUACACUAACAGCUACAAACAGUUCGGACAUUACAACAGAGAUCACCUGCAGGCAUCGCCUCCCCUCUCAGUGAAAGAAGAGCCAGAGCCCGAGGUCCGCAUGGUGAAUGGGAAACCGAAAAAGAUCCGCAAGCCAAGGACGAUCUACUCCAGCUACCAGCUCGCUGCUCUGCAGAGGCGCUUCCAGAAGGCUCAGUACCUCGCGCUGCCGGAGAGAGCGGAGCUCGCGGCGCAGCUCGGACUCACUCAGACACAGGUCAAGAUCUGGUUCCAGAACCGGAGGUCCAAGUUCAAGAAGCUGUACAAGAAUGGCGAGGUUCCUCUGGAUCACAGUCCCAACGCCAGCGACUCCAUGGCAUGCAACUCCCCACCCUCCCCCGCAGUGUGGGACAACAGCACCCCGCAGAGCACCCCGAUCAGCAGACCUCAGGUCCCUCAGCCGACGCACAGCUCGUCGCCGCCCUACAUGGAGGAUUAUAACAACCACUGGUACCAGCAGGGAUCACACCUACAGCACCCGGGCACCGUGCACCACCCAGUCCCGCAGCAAAGCGUGGGAGCUGUUUAUUAACAAUGACUCAAUGGUCUCUCUCUCCCACAAUGACUCUGCAGAGCAACCGGACCGGGAGAUAAAUAAGUGAAACUUUUUGGUUUCUUUUUGGAUGAUCAAGAACUUGUUUCAGAAACUGGGGGUUUCCAUUCACAAUCAAGCACAUAAGGGAUUUCUGAUCACUUGUGGCAGCAUAUUUAACGGACAUCAUGGCGUGGUUGUUUAAAUUAUUUAUCGCUUCUGUUGUAUUUUUCUCACUCACUUUUGUAAAUGAAUAUGCAAAAAUUGUUUUGUUUUUUUACCCUAUAACCACAGACAGAAUAUUGACAUUUAAGCAUUCAAAUCACAAGCGCGUCCAAAAAAGAGAACUCAGGUCAUAUUUAUAUGGAUUUGUAUAAAACGUCGAAGGCUGUAAAUAUGUGUUUAUAUAUGCAGAACCACUAAGAUGCUAUUUGUUUUGAAACGGCACUGUGGUGCUUCCAAAAAAAAACUUUGUCAUAUUCAUGUAAUUAGUCCACUUGUUGCCUUCUUGUCAAUUGAAUAAAGGUGUUAAUUAAG